Vitis riparia (riverbank grape) is the source of this 2030-nucleotide messenger RNA. RefSeq names its product probable disease resistance protein At4g27220. NCBI's taxonomy places the organism in Eukaryota, Viridiplantae, Streptophyta, Magnoliopsida, Vitales, Vitaceae. The record is from RefSeq and is a predicted model, not a curated record. The transcript has 4 exons. Bases 1 to 1494 code for a protein of 497 amino acids.
AUGGAAAAUAUCAGAACCACGCGUGAGGAAGAAAUUUGUUUAGAUGGUCAAAAUGUGAAGAGCGUGAGGAAGAAGGAUCCCCAAGGAUAUCUUGCCUUUCAAAAUCUAAAUUCAUUGAGCCUUUAUGAUUGUACUUCCUUGAAAUAUGUUUUUCCGGCUUCAAUUGUGAAGGGUCUUGAGCAACUUAAGGACCUACAGAUACAUGAUUGUGGAGUGGAGUAUAUUGUUUCAAAUGAAAAUGGAGUUGAAGCAGUGCCUUUGUUUCUUUUCCCUAGACUAACCUCUCUCACACUUUUUUGUUUAGGCCAUCUCAGAAGGUUCAGCCAGGAGAAGUAUACUUUGACUUGUUCACUGUUGAAGAAAUUGGAAGUAUAUUGGUGUGAUAAAGUGAUCAUACUUUUUCAAGAAAAAAGUGUUGAAGGUGAACUUGAUAAACAACCUCUUUUUGUGGUCAAAGAGAACGCAUUUCCUAAUUUGGAGGAACUGCGGGUGGGCUCAAAGGGCCUCGUGGAGAUAUGGCGGGGCCAAUAUUCAAGUGAGUCAUUUGGCAAACUAAGAGUUUUGAGUAUAGAAAAUUGUGACGAUAUUUCAGUUGCGAUCCCCUGCAGUAAGCUGCCAGUAUUACAGAAUCUAGAGAUACUUAAGGUGUCUCGUUGUAAGUCAGUGGAAGAGGUAAUCCAAGGUGAAGAGCUUCCGGGUGAGAAAAUUCCCCGGUUAACUAAUAUAUCCUUGUGUGCAUUGCCUAUGCUUAUGCAUCUAUCUAGCUUACAGCCAAUUCUUCAAAAUCUUCAUUCUCUGGAGGUAUUUUACUGUGAAAAUUUGAGAAAUUUGGUGUCACCCUCGAUGGCUAAAAGACUAGUGAAUCUCAAAAACCUUUGGAUUGCGGUGUGCUUCAGUGUGAAGGAAAUUGUACGAGAUGAUGGGAGUGAAGCUACAGAUGAUGUCAGUUUCACUAAGUUAGAGAAGCUACGACUUCGUGAUUUAGUAAAUCUGGAAAGCUUCUCCUCUGCAAGUAGCACCUUCAAAUUCCCGUCCUUGGAAGAAGUAUACAUAAAGAGACUAGCAAGUCUCACACAUCUAUACAAGAUAAUCCCUGGCCAGAAUCUUCAAAAGCUUCGUAUUCUAGAAUUAUCGGGUUGUGAGAGCUUGGAAAUUUUGUUAACACUGUCAAUGGUUAAGACACUUGAACAGCUUACUGUGAGCGACUGUGAUAAGGUGAAAGUAAUAGUUGAAAGUGAAGGAGGUGAAACAACGGGUAAUGAGACUGUUGACACCAAAUUACGAAGGCUAAAACUUCAGAAUUUACCAAAUCUGAAAAGCUUUUGCUCAGCAAGAUACUGCAUCAUAUUCCGAUCCUUGACAUUCGUGGAUAUCAAGGAAUGCCCUCAGAUGGAAUUUUUUUUCCAGGGAGACUCAUUCACACCAAGUUUAGAGUCUGUAUGGAUGAAUAACCGGCAGGAAAUUUUGGAGAAUGACCUGAAUACUAUCAUAUAGAAGUUUAGGGAAAGGCAUUCCAAGGGAGAAGUUCAUGAUGAAGAAGAUGCUGAGGAAGGGGAUUCUGAAGAGCAGCAUCACGGGGUAGAGGAUUCUGUGGAAGAAGACACCGAGGAUGAGGAUUCUGGGGGAGGAAGUUGAUCCUUAGGGCAAAGAUCCUCGUAAGGAAAACUAAGCUCAACUUUUCAAAUGCAAAACAAGGAAAGCGUUUUCCUUCUGCUUGGUAUAUGUGAGCGAGAAGCUGUUACAAUUUUUUUUUUUCGCUUUAUAUAUCUUCAAAUGUAAAAAAACGCUUUUGUUCUUAUCAUCUUCAUUUUUUUUAGAUAUAUAUGCAGAACUUGGCCUCAUUAGAGGACAUGUAUUGAUACCAUCCCAGUCAGAGAGAUGCUGCCAAUGAAUUUUUCAUCAGUCUCUUUGGUAUGUUUUGCUUUAUGAUGUCAUAUCUGUAAGUUGCUAUUGUUCCCUGGCACUUAAGAGACCAUUCAACUGCUUGGGGUUCAAAAUAUAUAUGUAGGUUUUGUGCACGUUUGACUUAA